GGCGCCGCAUUACUUGACGUAACGUAAAUAUAACCUAUUUGAAAAAAUUGAAUAUCAUAAUUAAUUAUUAUAAUAGUGGGUUAUUCGCCAUUAAUCGUGAUAAACACCUAAUUUAAAUUACUACCGUUAGAAUCAUGGCUGAUGAUGGUGAAAAUGUAGCGGGAAUGACCGUUAAAGAGCCCUUGGAUUUAAUACGACUCAGCUUAGACGAGAGAAUAUACGUCAAGAUGCGAAACGAACGCGAACUGCGAGGCAAAUUACAUGCUUACGAUCAGCAUUUGAACAUGGUUCUAGGAGACGCAGAAGAAACCAUAACAACAGUUGAAAUUGAUGAGGAGACUUAUGAAGAAGUGUACAGGACAACUAAAAGAACCAUACCUAUGCUAUUUGUAAGAGGAGAUGGGGUCAUACUUGUGUCACCACCUGUACGAGUUGGUGUUUAGAAUAAUUUAGAUUGUAAGUUAUAAAUAAAACUAAGU
Hyposmocoma kahamanoa is the source of this 479-nucleotide messenger RNA. It is a transcript of the gene LSm3, whose product is annotated as U6 snRNA-associated Sm-like protein LSm3. The transcript is spliced from 3 exons. Gene Ontology annotation, molecular function: RNA binding. Bases 135 to 443 code for a protein of 102 amino acids. Gene Ontology annotation, biological process: P-body assembly; mRNA splicing, via spliceosome. Gene Ontology annotation, cellular component: P-body; precatalytic spliceosome; U4/U6 x U5 tri-snRNP complex. The record is from RefSeq and is a predicted model, not a curated record. NCBI's taxonomy places the organism in Eukaryota, Metazoa, Arthropoda, Insecta, Lepidoptera, Cosmopterigidae.